Phialemonium atrogriseum is the source of this 1804-nucleotide messenger RNA. Its product is annotated as beta-1,3-glucan-binding protein. Lineage: Eukaryota; Fungi; Ascomycota; Sordariomycetes; Cephalothecales; Cephalothecaceae. The coding region runs from base 203 to 1702 and encodes 499 amino acids. The transcript is spliced from 2 exons. The record is from RefSeq and is a predicted model, not a curated record. Gene Ontology annotation, molecular function: hydrolase activity, hydrolyzing O-glycosyl compounds. Gene Ontology annotation, biological process: carbohydrate metabolic process.
UGCGCAUCAGCUGUAGCUACCUUUGCUGAGACUCAAACCGCCGCUCGUUCACCUGCCGCCUCACGCCCGGGCUUGUUUUCUCUCGUUAACUACCACGACAACCUGAACGAUACCCCCUCACUUCUGGAGCUUCAACCCGGCUUGUAACCCCUUACGUCCUCUGUGCUCCCGCCCUUGGCCCCCAUAGUCCGUAUUCCCUGAAAUGGAGCAAGACAACCAAUACGCCCAGCAGGGCUACUUUGGCCGCCCCGUCGCAGGCGUCGGCGCCGGCGCACCGUCGGCGGCGUCAACCCAGGUGCCGACCCCCAACCGCCCCGGCACCCCGAACGAGUACAACGGCCGGAACCCCUUCGGCGACGGCCUCGAGUCCCAGGCGUCACAUCGGAGCGGCACCGCGGCCAACAACACCAACCCCUUCGCUAGCCCCGCCGCCUCGAGGCCCGCCAGCAGCUUGGGCUCCUCCUCGGCCGCCCUCGGCGCCCGCUUCGACGAGCGCGCCCAGCGGUACUUCCACUCGCGCCGCGUGAAGAAGGGGGAGGUUGAGAAGCCGUGGCUGGAGAAGAAGGAUCCGAAGGAGAAGUGGGUUACCAUCCUGCCCAUAGUGGGCAUACUCAUCGGUCUUGGCCUCUCUGGUUUCUUGGUCUGGGACGGCAUCAGGAGCGUCGUCAAGCACAACUACUGCCUGGUGCUCAGCAAUGACUUCUCCACCAGCGGCGGUCUUGAUGACUCGGUGUGGACGAAGGAGGUCCAGGUUGGCGGGUUUGGCAACGGCGAGUUUGAGGAGACUACCGGGGGUGACGAGAACGUCUACGUCGAGGACGGGCGCCUUGUUAUCAAGCCGACCCUGCAGGACGCUGCCCUGAUUGACAAGGACUCGGUCAUCGACCUCCUGAAGGCCGGCACGUGCACGUCGGACCGGCCGAGCGACUGCAUUGCUGCGACCAACACCACGGCCGGCAACGCGACCAUCGUGCCGCCGACCAAGUCCGGGCGCAUCCACACCAAGAAGGGCGCCAGCAUCAAGUACGGGCGCGUCGAGGUCACGGCCCGGCUCCCCAAGGGUGACUGGCUGUGGCCGGCCAUCUGGAUGAUGCCGGUCGAGGACACGUACGGGCCGUGGCCGGCGUCGGGGGAGAUCGAUAUUACCGAAUCGCGCGGCAACAACUACACGUUCCCGCAGGGGGGCAACAACAUCAUGUCGUCGGCGCUGCACUGGGGGCCCGACCCGGGCAGCGACGCCUGGUGGCGCACCAAUGUGAAGCGGUCGGCCUUGCACACGACCUACGCGGACAAGUACCACACGUUCGGGCUCGAGUGGUCGCAGAAGUACCUCUUCACCUACGUCGACAGCCGCCUGCUGCAGGUCCUCUACACAAACUUCGACAAGCCCAUGUGGCAGCGCGGCGACUUCCCCACCGCCACCGCCAACGGCACCCGCGUCCAGGACGUGUGGAGCCAGACGGGCCGCGACAACACCCCCUUCGACCAGCCCUUCUACCUAAUCCUCAACGUCGCCGUCGGCGGCACCAACGGCUGGUUCGAGGACGGCUCCAGCGGGAAGCCAUGGCUCGACGGCUCCGUCAACGCAAAGAAGGACUUCUGGAAGGCCCAGGACCAGUGGUUCCCCACCUGGACCAAGCCCGAGUUCGAGAUCUCCCAGGUCAUGAUGUGGCAGCAGUGCGACGGCAACGAGGAUCUCUGAGUUGGGGAGCUUCCUUUUCCCCAUCUCCCCUGAUCUCUCUCCCCCCUCUCUCACUCUCACUAUCUUUUCCUGCAAUGUUUUAAACCAGCACCCUGGGAAUAG